This is a messenger RNA of Menidia menidia (Atlantic silverside), 8769 nucleotides long. NCBI's taxonomy places the organism in Eukaryota, Metazoa, Chordata, Actinopteri, Atheriniformes, Atherinopsidae. The record is from the annotation of a GenBank genome assembly.
ACAAUUCAGCGAAAAGUCCGUGAGAGAAGUUUGGAUGCUCUGGAAAGCGCACAAAGUGACUCAUAUCGCUGCAGCCAGCGAGUGAAGAUGGCUGGGAUUAUUUCCAUGUCUCGCUCCUGUCCCCGUGCGUGUUUACGCUCAUCUGUGCCACACUCCUCUGGCUCCCAGCCACCCAGCAGUAUUUAUAGCCAUACAGUGGUAAUCGGCACUCAAGAAAUCGUCGCGAAACCAUCCCCUUACCGCUGAAACUUAGACUGAGUGACAGUGACUGAGGGCUGAUUUUGGGGGACCCACCUGAUCUGGGCUCUGUGGCGAUGAAGGAGCGCACAGCACCUGAAGAAUUAUGUGGAAAGGCUCAUGUCCAUUCCUCCCUCUCUCUGCCUGAGCCCGAGGAGUGGAGGAGGAGCAGCCCUGCGGCCCGUCCCGGCCUGACCCAGGGAACCCGCUCCUGCUCCCUGCAGGUUCCUCACGCCGUGCCCGAGUACCUGGACCUGCCCCCCCGAGCGGCCAGCUUCGACGUGCCAUGCGGUCGGGAAGAGAGCUCUUCCGACCAGGGAUCAGGCUCCCUGAGUCCCCACUUUAUGCUGCGACGGCGAGGGGGACUCGUGGAGCAGAAGGACAUCAUAAUGGCCCACCAGGCUCACAAAAUACAGAGCACGCCACAAGCCCGCAGGAAGGAGUGGGAAAUGGCUCGGUUCGGAGAUGAGUCGGCUCCCGCCACAGUGGACUCUGGAGAUGGGGACUUGGAGCGCGGCGGAGACGGGCAGGACGCGGCGGCGGGACUCACGGCUUCCAUGAAACAAGCCAAGGCGCAGCGAGCCCGGACCAUGGCUCUGUACAACCCGGUCCCCCACCGGCAGAACUGCCUCACCGUCAACAGGUCUCUCUUCAUAUUUGCAGAGGACAACAUCAUUAGAAAAUACGCCAGGCGAAUCAUUGAAUGGCCAUAUCCUUACAUUAAAAGUAGUAGUUCUGUUUCAAGAUGUCUGUUGCAAUUCUUAGCAGCGAUUGAGUUCAGCACCAUGGACAGCGUCAGCCGGCAUUACAUGAUCCUGGCCACCAUCACCGCUAACUGUGUCGUCCUGGCUCUGGAGCAGCACCUCCCUGGAGAGGACAAGACCCCGAUGGCAAAGAGACUGGAGAAGACAGAGCCAUACUUUAUUGGGAUAUUCUGCUUUGAGGCGGGGAUCAAGCUGGUGGCCCUUGGUUUUGUUUUCCAUAAAGGCUCCUACCUGAGGAAUGGAUGGAACGUCAUGGACUUCAUAGUCGUCCUCAGUGGGAUUCUGGCCACAGCUGGUGCCCACAUGAACAUCCCAGUUGACCUUCGGACCUUGAGGGCUGUUCGAGUGCUGAGACCACUGAAACUCGUCUCUGGGAUCCCAAGCCUUCAAAUUGUGCUGAAGUCCAUCAUGAAAGCCAUGAUCCCACUGCUCCAGAUUGGCCUUCUCUUGUUUUUCGCUAUCCUCAUGUUUGCAAUCAUCGGUCUGGAGUUCUACAGUGGGAAGCUUCACCACACCUGCUUGCCUUCAGACGACAUACUUGAUAAUGAGACGGUUGACUCAUCAGAGCUGGCAUUUGCAUGCGGUGUGAGGAAGUGUCCAGAAAUGUAUGACUGCAACGACACCUGGAUUGGGCCCAACGAUGGCAUCACGCAGUUCGACAACAUCCUGUUUGCUGUUCUCACUGUCUUCCAGUGUAUCACCAUGGAGGGAUGGACAGCUGUGCUCUACAAUACCAAUGAUGCCUUGGGUCUUACAUGGAACUGGAUGUACUUCAUUCCUCUUAUAAUUAUUGGCUCGUUUUUUGUCUUGAAUCUAGUGUUGGGAGUCCUUUCCGGAGAAUUUGCAAAGGAGAGGGAGAGGGUGGAGAACCGCAGAGCAUUCAUGAAACUUCGUCGUCAGCAACAAGUGGAAAGAGAACUGAAUGGUUACCGGGCCUGGAUAGACAGGGCAGAGGAAGUGAUGCUUGCUGAGGAGAAUAAAAGUUCGGGAAGAUCCCCGUUAGAUGUUCUAAAGAGGGCGAGUAAGAAAACCGGUGCACGAAGAGGAGCACCAGGGGACGACAAAUACACAGACAUGUCCACUGCCAGUAUGUCACGAUCAAGAGUAUACUUGCGCAGUGGCCGCCGUGGUCCUGCAGCCUACCUGCGGCGUAAAGAGCGCAUGUUGCGCAUCUCAAUCCGGCGAAUGGUGAAAACGGACACCUUCUAUUUGAUGGUGCUCAGUCUGGUCGCUCUCAAUACCGUCUGUGUGGCCAUUGUGCACCAUGACCAGCCUGACUGGCUCACCAUUUUCCUCUACUAUGCAGAGUUUGUUUUCCUGGGGCUGUUUCUGGCUGAAAUGUUUUUGAAAAUAUAUGGUUUGGGUUUCCGGCUCUACUUCCAUUCCUCUUUCAACUGCUUUGACUGUGGGGUCAUUGUUGGCAGUAUCUUUGAGGUGGUUUGGGGCUUCUUUAGGCCUGGAAUAUCAUUUGGCAUCAGUGUACUUCGAGCACUGAGACUUCUGAGGAUAUUUAAGAUCACCAAAUACUGGGCCUCUCUCAGGAACCUGGUUGUGUCCCUUAUGAGCUCCAUGAAGUCCAUCAUAAGCUUGCUUUUCCUCCUCUUCCUCUUCACUGUGGUGUUUGCGCUGCUCGGGAUGCAGCUUUUUGGAGGGAGGUUCAUUUUUGAAGAUUACACUCCCACCAACUUUGACACGUUUCCAGCUGCCAUCAUGACAGUGUUUCAGAUUUUAACUGGUGAGGACUGGAACGAGGUGAUGUAUAAUGGAAUUCGCUCUCAGGGAGGCGUUCAGUAUGGCAUGUGGUCAUCCAUCUACUUCAUAGUCCUCACGCUGUUUGGUAAUUACACCCUGCUGAACGUUUUCUUGGCCAUCGCAGUGGAUAAUCUGGCCAACGCACAGGAACUAACAAAGGAUGAAGAGGAGGAAGAGGAAUUCUUCAAUCAGAGAUAUGCCAGAGGAAGGGACGGCUUGAUAUCUGAUGGCAGAAGAAGACCCUACCUCUAUAGGAAGCGUGCAAUCCACAGAGGGCGACCGAACUUCCCAGAGGAAGCUGAUGGUGCAGCAAGUGCUGCAGAUGAGCAGCCCCUCAAUGGCUCCCGGCCCUUUGCCAACCGCCGCGAGAGGAGGAGAAAAGUUAACAUGUCGGUGUGGGAGCAGAGAGCCAACCAGCUCCGAAAGCGCCGCCAGGACGCGAGCAGAGAGGAACUGUUUAGCAGCCCAACGGAGGACACUGCGGAAACUCCCACUGCCCCCCACCACGCGCCGGCCCUUUCCUCGGAGGUCAGCCCAGCUCACCUGCCCGAGUCACCCAUGUCGGUGGGGAUGCCCCUGCCCGAGCCCCCGAUGUCCAUCUCCAUUCCCAUGCCAGAGCCUCCGGUGGCUGAGCCUCUUGUGAACCUGGGUGAGGAUAAACCAGCAGGAGCCAAUUACAAGAGCGCGGGGGGAGGAAGACACAGAAUGGCCAGGAAAUUUAGGUCCAGUCAGGGGCCGGAAGAAGGGGCCCGGCACAGACGCCAUCGUCACCGCGAUGCCCGCACUGAAGUGAAGAGUCUGGACUUUACCCAGACACCACGAGAAGUGCUACAUGUCAGACGGUCGCUCAGCCAAGAGAGGAAGAUUAUAGAUGAACGGGAGGAGAAGGAAGAAAGAGAGGAGAAGGAGGGAAUAGCGGGAGAAGGAGGAGCUGAAGAUGACGGUGGCAUUGUCAACCCAUAUGCAGAUAUUGGAGAAGAGGGCAGAAGAGCUGCUGAGGGCGAGCAGCUGCAGGACCGUGCCUGGUCAGAGCAGGGUGAGGCUAGCAACACAAAUAACCACGAUUCCCUGGGCCAAAACAUCCCUGUGGAGCCUGCUUUGGAGGCCACAGAGUUCACUGUAAGUGCCAUUGAAUCUGAGAAACGCCAGUUCUCCAUCAAACGUGACAAGUCCAACCAGGAGGGCAGCAUAGCCAUUGAGAUGUCUGCACAACCACUUCUGGAGCUCACACCUAUGACAGUGAACAAUAAAGAGUUGGAGGCAUACCAGUCCGAUGAGCAAGAGAGAGAGGAUGACACAGAGGAAGAGGAACCUCCGAGGCCUCCUAAACCUGCAGCUCCAGACAGCAUGUUCAUCUUCAAGGCCUCCAACCCUAUCAGGAGGAUUUGUCACUACGUGGUCACUUUGCGCUAUUUUGAGAUGACCAUUCUUCUUGUGAUCGUGGCCAGCAGCAUUGCAUUGGCAGCUGAGGACCCAGUUUGCACAAAUUCAGACAGAAACAAGGUGCUGCGAUAUUUCGAUUAUGUCUUCACCGGAGUGUUUACCUUCGAAAUGAUCAUAAAGAUGAUAGACCAGGGUCUGAUUCUGCAUGAUGGAUCCUAUUUCCGAGACAUGUGGAACAUCCUGGACUUCAUUGUUGUUGUGGGAGCUCUGAUAGCCUUUGCUCUGACAAACACCAAAGGCAGAGACAUCAAGACAAUAAAGUCCCUUCGCGUUCUGAGAGUUCUGCGGCCUCUUAAAACCAUCAAGAGGCUUCCUAAGCUCAAGGCAGUUUUUGACUGUGUGGUCACAUCCCUGAAGAACGUCUUCAACAUCCUCAUUGUCUACCAGCUCUUCAUGUUCAUCUUCGCUGUCAUCGCAGUGCAGCUCUUUAAAGGGAAGUUCUUCUAUUGCACUGACAGCUCCAUGAAUACGGAGAAGGAGUGUCGAGGCUUCUACAUUGACUACAGCAGAGACAAGAAGGAGGUCAAGAGGAGAGAGUGGAGGAGGCACGAGUUUCAUUACGACAAUGUCUGCUGGGCCUUGCUCACACUUUUCACUGUGUCAACUGGGGAGGGAUGGCCUCAGGUCCUCCAGCACUCUACUGAUGUUACGGAGGAGAAUAUGGGGCCAAGUCGGGGGAAUCGGAUGGAGAUGUCCGUUUUCUACGUGGUGUACUUUGUGGUGUUCCCUUUUUUCUUCGUCAACAUCUUUGUGGCUCUCAUCAUCAUCACCUUCCAGGAGCAGGGUGACAAGAUGAUUCAGGAAUGCAGCCUGGAGAAGAAUGAGAGGGCCUGCAUUGACUUCGCCAUCAGCGCCAAGCCAAUGACUCGCUACAUGCCUCAGAACAGACAAACGUUUCAGUACAGACUGUGGCACUUUGUGGCAUCACCUUCUUUUGAGUACACGGUGCUCAUCAUGAUUGCACUCAACACUGUCGUUCUCAUGAUGAAGUAUCACUCAGCUCCAACAGCUUACGAUGCUGUCCUAAAACACCUAAACACAGCUUUCACAGUCCUCUUCUCCUUGGAGUGUAUACUCAAAAUCAUGGCAUUUGGUCUAGUGAACUAUUUUCGAGACACUUGGAAUAUUUUUGACUUCAUAACUGUUCUUGGCAGUAUCUCAGAAAUAAUCGUGGAUCUGCAGUCGGUGAACACCAUCAACAUGAGUUUCCUGAAGCUUUUCCGAGCAGCCAGGUUGAUCAAGCUGCUCAGACAGGGCUACACCAUCCGCAUUCUGCUCUGGACCUUUGUGCAGUCAUUCAAGGCUCUUCCUUACGUCUGCCUUCUGAUUGCCAUGCUUUUCUUCAUAUACGCCAUAAUUGGAAUGCAGGUGUUUGGAAACAUCAAGCUGAAUGAUGAGAGCCACAUCAAUCAGCACAACAAUUUCAAGACGUUUUUCAGUGCUCUGAUGCUGCUGUUUAGGAGUGCCACAGGGGAGUCAUGGCAAGAGAUUAUGCUCUCCUGUCUGGCAGGACAGGAGUGUGAACCAGACCCCUCCAUCGCUCCCCUCACCAUGUCCCCAGACCACGAGGGCGGCUGUGGCACAGACUUUGCUUACUGCUACUUUGUCUCCUUCAUCUUCUUCAGCUCAUUUCUGAUGCUGAAUCUUUUUGUGGCUGUGAUUAUGGAUAACUUUGAGUAUUUGACACGAGACUCUUCAAUCUUGGGUCCACAUCACCUGGACGAGUUUGUCCGAAUCUGGGGGGAGUACGAUAGACUGGCAUGUGGACGUAUACACUACACAGCCAUGUAUGAGAUGUUGACACACAUGUCACCACCCCUCGGCCUGGGUAAAAAAUGUCCUGCUAAGAUCGCUUACAAGAGAUUGGUGUUGAUGAACAUGCCUGUGGAUGAGGAUAUGACUGUCCACUUCACCUCUACUCUUAUGUCACUCAUCCGCACAGCUUUGGAAAUUAAAAUAGCUCGAGGUGGCGAGGACCGCAUCGCUCUGGACACCGAGCUGCAGAAAGAGAUCAGCAUUAUAUGGCCUUAUCUGCCCCAGAAGACUUUGGACCUCUUGGUACCCAUCAACAAAGAUACUGACAUGACGGUGGGGAAGAUCUACGCUUCAAUGAUGAUAAUGGACUACUUCAAACAGAACAAAGCCAAGAAACUCAGACAACAGCUGGAAGCUCAGAAGAGUAAUUUGAUGUUUAAACGUUUGGACGCCUCUACCCUCCCUGAGGACAUUCUGUCCAACACCCAGCCCCUGCCGAUGAUGGCCCAUAGUGCUGGUUCAGCCCUGACCAGGGGAGGCUUUGUGGCCUUGAGCCCCAUCUCCCCACAAGAACUAUUUUUGCAGCCCAUCAGCUCAGACGCUGACGCCAGUCAGCAACAGAAUCCGGUGGGCGAGCGCAGUUGGGGGAUUGAAGCCCCACUGGAGCUUCCACUUGGGAGGGGCCUGUGUGUGCGGGCCUCUUCCAUGCCACGUCUGGCUGUAGAGUCGCAGCAGGCUGAAGUUCCAACCAGUUCCAUGAAGCGCUCGGUCUCCACAAUUGCAGAUCACCGUGUAAAUGGACUCUGGCAGGAGGAGAAAAGUCCCGAGCGUAUCUAUCGACCUCGUCAUAAAAGUUACAAGGCUGCUGUUUCUCGCUCUGAGCACCGUGAGCGCGGCCGGUCUAAGGAGCGCUGCCACCUCCUGUCACCAAAUGCAUCUCGUUGUAACUCAGAGGAAAGAAGCUUGCAGCCCUCACGAUGCUCCAGCGUAGAGAGAGAACACCCUCCGGAUAAACAGGGGAACAGUUCAGACAGCCCGGUGCCCUCCACCUCAGAGUCCAGCACGCCCAGUGGCAGACGAGCCCUAUCACAGACCCCGACCCGUCCUCACAUCUCCUACUCCCCGCUUGUGUGUCGCACGCAAGCCUCUGCGGGCGAGGACGAGGAUGAACAGGGCAGCCCAGACACCAUAAGGCGGAAAAAACCCACAUGGGACACCCAGGAGGGUGUAUCGGCAGAGAAGCAGAGUGAGCCAGACAGACAUGCCUCCCCACCUCGUCGCUAUCCCUCCGAGCCUUUCCUGACGUCGCUGGAGGACGACCACAGCCCGGACCCGUCUGGCCCCAUGGAAACGUUGACCUUUGAGGCGGCUGUGGCCUGCAGCCUGGGACGCUCAAACACCGUCAGUUCAGCAGCCCGUCCUCGCUUGCGGACCGGCUGGCAGGUCCCCAACGGACACUUUCGAAAGCGUCUGGUGCAAACAGCUUCAGCCGCAGGCCACGACCCUCUCAGCGACACAGAGGAGGACGACAGGUGCUAGGGUCAGGACACAGCAAGGCGCAGGGGGGAAAAUGCCUGAAACGUGAGAGGACACUCUUGGUGGUGUCAAGAAUGGAAGUUUAUGUGACUCUCUUCAAUCUUCAAGGCUGUGACCCCUUAAAAAUGUUUGAUAAAACCCUAAAACAUUGAAGACGAACACUUCCUGAAACUGUAGUUGUCAAUUCACACAGGACACUGACAAUCAAUAAGGUCUAUUUCCUAAUACUUGAUGAUAGAGACUAGUAAUGAAUACAGAAAAUAGAUAAACUGAAUGGAUAAGAUUAUGUCAUUUGUGUCAGUUGAUUUUCUUUCUGAAUAUGUUUUUAAAUGAAUCAGUGUUGCUCUAAACAGUAUCUUCAUGUGGGAUGUGUGAAUAUGUAACUACAUUUUCUUAUAGAUGAUCUUUUUUGUAAAUACAUUGUGGUUAUCCCAUCAUUUCCAUUUUUCUGACCAUAUCAAUACAGCAAGCCAUCUGAAGACGCAAUCUGAUAUUUUACCAGACAACGUGGAUACUAACAAGUGACACUAUAAUGCUGGAUUUUUUUACUGUGUGAAUGAAUGUGCAGGGGAUGAACUGCCUGAUAUCCCCUGAUCAUUUUUCUUUUGGUAUCGAACAUAAUAAAUCGUGAGAUAUGGAUGCAGCUAUAGAAUAACAUAGAUCAAUGCUUUUGUGAUUUCACCCAACAUUAUUGUUCAAUCAUGACUACCAAACCUCAGAUCUUUCAUAUUUCAUGAUUAACUUUUUAAAGAGUCCUUUUUUUAAACAAGUUUUACCCUUUAAAUGAAAAUGUUCAUUGCAAUUACUGUACAUCAAGCAUUUGAUUCACAGCAUACAUAGGACAGUAGUUUAACUGUGAACUGAUCCAAAAGCUAAAUGAUCUGAAAAAUUCAUAUUCACCUUGUUUUUUUAAUGUUCAUAUAGUGAUCAUUAUAUGAACCACUGCAGAGAAGUACAUAGAAACACUGAAAAAACACAUAUGACACAUUUUGAAUAAAAUUAAAAAAAUAAAUAUAUUGCUUACAAAUAAUGUACAAAAAAUGCUGUUUGUAAUAUCUAGAGAGUAAAACAUAAUGGAACAGCUGAAGAGAAUUAAAGGUAAAUUACACUUGGAAAUAUUCACAUUAGGGUUUGUGUAUUUGUUUUACUUGCCUGAAAUAGGCCAGAUCUGUGAAACUCACUUAACCAAAAAAAAAAGGGAAUUUGUAUCAUAAAUUCAAGGAAUGCAAAUAAUCUGUUGGUUUUUAUGUGUACAAUAACUGUAUAUACUAAUAAAGGUGUC